AUGAAACCAGGAAAUCACACCAGAGUCUCAGAGUUCCUUCUUCUGGGCCUCUCUGAGCAUCAGGAGCAGCAGCCUUUCAUCUUUGGCAUCUUCCUGGGCAUGUACCUGGUCACUGUGGUGGGGAAUAGUCUCAUCAUCUUGGCCAUUGGUUCUGAUCCACGCCUCUACACCCCCAUGUACUUCUUCCUGGCAAACUUCUCCCUCACUGACUUAUGUUUAUCAUCUACUACAGUUCCCAGGAUGCUGGUGAACACCCAGACUUGUGUACAUACUGUUUCCUAUGCUGGAUGCCUGUCCCAGAUCCAUUUCUUCCUGUGGUUCAUUGGUCUCGAUGUUUUCCUCCUGGCAGUGAUGGCUUAUGACCGGCUUGUGGCCAUCUGCUAUCCCCUUCACUACUCCUUGGUCAUGAGUCCCAGAUGCUGCACCCUUAUGGUGGGCAUGUCCCUAGUCCUUGCACACUCGUACUCUCUAACUCACACCAUUCUGCUGGCUCAGCUGUCCUUCUGCACUGACAACACCAUCCCCCACUUCUUUUGUGAGCUUCUUCCUCUGCUGAAGCUCUCUUGUUCCAGUACUUAUGCCAACCAGUGUGUGUUGAUGUACUGGGGAGGGGCGUUAACCAUCUUGAUCCCCUUGCUCAUAAUUCUGUCCUAUAUUCGCAUUGUGGCUGCCAUUGUGAAAGUCCCGUCAGCGAGUGGGAAGUGGAAAGCCUUCUCUACCUGCAGCUCCCACCUCUCAGCAGUUUGCUUGUUCUAUGUGUCUGCUAUCGGGGUAUACUUCAUUCCCUCUACUGCAGAUUCAGCCAGCAAGGACAGGAUUGCAGCAGUGCUGUAUGCUGUGGUGACCCCCAUGCUGAAUCCAUUUAUCUAUGGCCUGAGAAACAAAGAUAUGAAGAGUGCCUUGAGGAAAUUCCUGAGCAGGAAAGUAAUGCACUCUUCAUGA
Messenger RNA from Tupaia belangeri chinensis (Chinese tree shrew), 942 nucleotides. Its product is annotated as olfactory receptor 24. Bases 1 to 942 code for a protein of 313 amino acids. Gene Ontology annotation, biological process: G protein-coupled receptor signaling pathway. The transcript has a single exon. Lineage: Eukaryota; Metazoa; Chordata; Mammalia; Scandentia; Tupaiidae. The record is from RefSeq and is a predicted model, not a curated record. Gene Ontology annotation, cellular component: membrane. Gene Ontology annotation, molecular function: olfactory receptor activity; G protein-coupled receptor activity.